This is a messenger RNA of Caenorhabditis remanei, 924 nucleotides long. RefSeq lists its product as uncharacterized. Gene Ontology annotation, cellular component: Arp2/3 protein complex; actin cytoskeleton. NCBI's taxonomy places the organism in Eukaryota, Metazoa, Nematoda, Chromadorea, Rhabditida, Rhabditidae. The record is from RefSeq and is a predicted model, not a curated record. The annotation marks the transcript as partial. Gene Ontology annotation, biological process: Arp2/3 complex-mediated actin nucleation. The transcript is spliced from 7 exons. Gene Ontology annotation, molecular function: actin filament binding.
CUCGACUGGGGAACCAAAACAAAUCGAAUUGUCUCUUGCUCUCAAGAUAAAAAUGCAUUCGUUUGGACAUUCGAUAAAAAUGUUUGGAAACCUGAAUUGGUUUUGGUUCGUUUUAAUCGUGCUGCCACUUACGUAAAAUGGUCGCCAUCGGAGAACAAAUUUGCUGUCGGAAGCGGGGCUAAGCUGGUCUCCGUUUGUUACUACGAACAAGAAAAUCAUUGGUGGGUCUCAAAGCAAAUAAAAAAACCUAUCCGAUCUACUGUCACUUGUCUCGAUUGGCAUCCGAACAAUGUUCUUUUGGCUGUUGGUUCCUGCGAUUUCAAAUGCCGCGUGUUUUCUGCUUAUGUGAAGGAAGUUGAUGAGAAACCGUCGCCAAACCCAUGGGGACAAAAAAUGCCAUUUGGUCAAUUGAUGAGCGAAUAUUCAGUUGGAGGAUGGGUUCAUCGUGUUGCUUUCUCCCCGUCCGGAUGUCGUUUGGCUUUUGUUUCUCACGAUUCUUCUGUUUCAUUUGUCGAUUCUACAGUUGAUAGCCAAAAAGUUCAAAACUUGCGAACCAUUCAUCUUCCGUUUACUACCGUUGAAUGGAUCACUGAAAACAGUGUUGUCACAGCAGGUCACGACUGCUCGCCGGUUCUAUUCGUCGUCUCCCAAGAUGUUCUUAAGGAAGUUUGUAAACUAGAUGUUCCCUCAGCUGCAAAAUCAUCAAGUGUGAACAGUGCUCUUCAGCUUUUCAAAAAUAUUGAUAGAAACAACGCUGCUGAAAAAGUGAACGUCGCACUGAAGACUCUUCAUCAAAAUCGUAUAACUUUCAGUCAAAUUCUCCCCCAUUCGGGAACUGUCGGAAACGUGGUCAAGUUCACAACAUGUGGAACCGACGGAAUCGUUGCUUUGUGGGAUUUGAAAAAUCACCCGUCAUUGGUCUAA